Thalassophryne amazonica is the source of this 2739-nucleotide messenger RNA. RefSeq names its product RAD54 like (gene rad54l). The record is from RefSeq and is a predicted model, not a curated record. Gene Ontology annotation, biological process: reciprocal meiotic recombination; double-strand break repair via synthesis-dependent strand annealing. Gene Ontology annotation, cellular component: nucleus. The coding region runs from base 117 to 2327 and encodes 736 amino acids. The transcript has 18 exons. NCBI's taxonomy places the organism in Eukaryota, Metazoa, Chordata, Actinopteri, Batrachoidiformes, Batrachoididae. Gene Ontology annotation, molecular function: ATP binding; DNA translocase activity; ATP-dependent chromatin remodeler activity.
AGUUUGUCGCGGGAGUUCUGUGGACGUUUGUUUAUUUUUGUGUCUCGUGUUAAAGUUGUUGACAAAAAUUGUUCAACUGUUCAUUACGUGAGUUAACAUCAAAGCGCCGACGCAACAUGAGGAGAAGUCUGGCUCCAAGUCAGGUUGCUAAACGAAAGCAGGCAGAAGACUCAUGUGACGACCAUAAGUGGACACGUGGAACCGGGAAAAGAGGAAGAGAUGAAACUGAGCUGCAAGACAUCCCUCCCUGUCCCUUCAGGAGACCUCUGACACAAAUGACCAAUCAGGUGGCCUGUGUGGAGGCUGACAAACACGAGCAGUUCAUCCGAAGUAUCCUCUCCAAACCCUUUAAAGUUCCCAUCCCUAAUUACACAGGUUUGCUGGGUGCACGUGCGCUCGGUGUGAGGCGCACCGAAGUCAGGCGGGCACUUCAUGACCCGUUUGCAGAAGGUGCUUUGGUUCUGUUUGAGCCUCCGUUCAUCAGCGCCCAUGACCUCAUCAAAGCUGACAGAAGCAAACUACCAGUCCAUGUGGUUGUGGAUCCUGUCCUGGGGCACAUACUGAGACCACAUCAGAGAGAGGGGGUGAAGUUCAUGUGGGACUGUGUAACAGGCAGGCGGAUCCCACAGUCAUACGGCUGCAUCAUGGCUGAUGAGAUGGGCCUGGGCAAGACCCUGCAGUGCAUCGCCCUUAUGUGGACUCUGCUGCGCCAAAGCCCUGAUGCUAAGCCAGAGAUAGACAAAGCCAUUGUGGUUUCGCCUUCCAGUCUGGUUCGGAACUGGAACAGUGAAGUCAUUAAGUGGCUGGGGGGACGUAUCUCGCCCCUGGUCAUCGACGGAGGUUCAAAGGAGGACAUAGACAAGCAAUUAGGAACCUUUAUAUCUCAGCAGCAUGGCCGGCGAGUACCCUGCCCCAUUCUGAUCAUUUCAUAUGAGACAUUUCGACUGCAUGCUGACGUCUUGCACAAGGGCAAAGUUGGGCUCGUCAUAUGUGAUGAGGGUCAUCGGCUGAAAAACUCAGACAACCAGACCUACCAGUCCUUAAAUGCUAUCAGUGCCCAAAGGAGAGUCCUGAUAUCAGGAACCCCCAUCCAGAAUGACCUUUUGGAGUACUUCAGCCUGGUGCACUUUGUUAACGCUGGUAUUCUGGGUACCGCCCAGGAGUUUAAAAAGCGUUUUGAGGUUCCCAUCUUGAAGGGUCGAGAUGCAGAAGCCAGUGACAAAGACAGACAGGCUGGAGAAGAGAAACUCAAAGAGCUAAUUAGCAUUGUCAACAGGUGCUUGAUCAGGAGAACGUCCGACAUCCUCUCUAAGUAUCUCCCUGUGAAGAUUGAACAGGUCGUCUGUUGCAGGUUGACUCCUCUGCAGACUAAGCUGUAUAAGCACUUCCUGCAACAGGCCAAACCCAUUGAGAGUUUCAAAGAAGGAAAAAUCAAUGUGUCUUCACUGUCAUCCAUCACUUCACUCAAGAAACUGUGCAAUCAUCCAGGCCUCAUUUAUGACAAGUGUGUGCAGCGUGAUGAAGGUUUCCAGGGGUCACUAGAGCUGUUUCCAGCUGGAUACUGCCCAAAGUCUGUGGAGCCUCAGCUUUCUGGAAAAAUGCUGGUUCUUGACUACAUCCUGGCAAUUACACGAACCACAACUAGCGACAAGGUGGUGCUGGUCUCCAACUACACUCAAACACUGGAUCUCUUUGAGAAGCUGUGCAGAUCAAGAAGGUACCCGUAUGUUCGAUUGGACGGGACGAUGUCGAUCAAGAAAAGGGCAAAGAUUGUGGAAAACUUCAAUACUCCGUCUAACCCAGAGUUUAUCUUCAUGCUGAGUAGUAAGGCUGGAGGAUGUGGGCUGAAUCUGAUCGGCGCUAAUCGCUUGGUGAUGUUUGAUCCUGACUGGAACCCGGCCAAUGAUGAGCAGGCGAUGGCACGGGUUUGGAGAGACGGCCAGAAGAAGACCUGUUAUAUCUACAGACUGCUGUCUACGGGGACAAUCGAGGAGAAGAUUCUGCAGAGACAGGCUCAUAAGAAGGCCCUCAGCAGCUGUGUGGUGGACGAGGAGCAGGACGUCGAGCGCCACUUCUCCCUGGGUGAACUCCGAGAACUCUUCACACUGAAUGAGGAAACCACCAGCGACACACAUGACAAGUUUCGCUGCAGGCGCUGUGUGAACGGGCGGGCAGUUCGUCACCCUCCAGAGGACUCGGACUGUACCAGUGACUUGUCGCAGUGGAACCACUGCUGGGACAAGAGGGGCCUGACGGACCAGGUGCUAAAAGCAUCCUGGGAUGCUGCUGUGACUUUCGUCUUUCAUCAGCGCUCGCACUGCGCGUGACCGUCCUGACCUGAGCUCAACUCUGGCUUUCCUUGAUGCCAGUCCCCUGCUGUGACUGUACUAUGUACUACAUAAGCGAGCAAUGACUUACUUACAUGGUUUGGAUGUGCUCCCCCACCACCAACUUCCUUGACCUUUGACCUGGAUGUUGACAGAUGACUCACAUAUGCUGCCAAGAUUUAGAUUUUGCAGGCAGACUUUUGAUCCGGUUUCUGGUGUUUUUUGUGCAGGUGCCCAUGAAUUUGCUUGGAAGUUGUUCUUUGGUUUCCAGGCUCCAGGUGCAUCAUGGGAUAGCUUAUUGUUGUAUGUUUGCACACUCUGGAGGUAGUAGAUCAUUUGGUACUGUUCAAAUACUUCAGAAUGCAGAGUGAGUAUUCAGACACCCUCCGUAUUCUAACUUACUCCUGUUUGC